UUUUCGGUUCUCUUUCCUCUUCAAUCGCUAUAAAUUAUUAUAAUAAUAACGUAUUACUAUCAUUACUGUUGUGUCCUUAUCUCCGCCGCCGCCACGCCUCGUCGUCCACCGCGGAUGCAUCGUCCGCACCACAUAAUAUUCGAUACGCACCAAAGCUGCUGCUGUUGCUGUUGUCGUCGUCGUCGACACAUGACUGCCGGCCGACAUUACCAGCGGAACGACAARUGCGCGUCCGUCCGUUCGCCGGCGACAAUGACUCAAUAAUAUUGUUAUAAUAUACGAUAUUAUUGAUUUAAGUUCCGUUCCGCGAUUUUUCUUAUCGUUUCUAUUUUUAAAAUUUUUUUUUUUUAUUAAUUAUUUAUUGUUAUUAUUAUUUCAUUUCUGACUUUUCACUCUUAUACUACUCACCCGUAGUCUUACCUCUAUUAUAGAUAACAUUAUAAUAACAAUUAAUAUUAUCGGUGUGAUUUUCUACACGUACCUAAACCUCCCGCAGGAUCUUGAUAUCGUCAUCAAUUCAUCAUCCUCCGCAUGGACGCGGUCCUCGCGGGUGUUGUGUAAAUCACAAACUGUGCGUUAGUGUCGGGUUAGCGAUGAUCUGGUCGGACCGACAAGCAAUAAAAUGAUCGGCAGAUGGAUCGUCGGGUUCGUCGUGUUCGUGGGCUAUCUGUGBCUGGGCGCGUUYGUGUUCUACCGGAUCGAGCGCAAGGAAGAGGAGUUUCAGCACUCCUUGGACAUUAUCGAACGGCUCGAGCUCAAAGAACUGCUCGCGAAACAUUACACGACGAUAAAUGCCCAUGUGCGCAAGCAGUUAGCCCAACAGUUGAACGUGUACUGUAACAAAACAGUGUUGGACGAAGGACCGGAAGAACCGCACCAGUAUCAAUGGACGUACUACAACGCAUUUUUUUUCGCGCUGACCACGCUGAGUACGAUCGGUUAUGGAAAUUUGCACCCGACUUCCGGUACCGGACGCAUACUGGUGUUGGUGUACUCGUUGAUCGGCAUCCCUCUCAACGGUAUUGUGUUGACGCAACUGGGAAGCUUUUUCGAAUCCAGAAUUCUUCGAGCUCAUUACAGCUACAAGACGCAACGGAUGAUGGGACCCCAACUGAGCCUCAUCCUGGACAUAGUAACAUACCUGAUACCCGGAAUAAUUGUCUUCAUCUUCCUCCCGGCUGGACUAAUAUCCUAUUGUGAAGACUGGACGUUCGACGAGAGCGUAUACUUUACAUUUGUCACAUUGACCACCAUUGGCUACGGAGACUACGUUGCCGGGCAGAAAGUCAACAUAGGAAUAUGGUACGAUGCGUACAAGGUGUUUCUGGUGUUUUGGAUUAUGUUCGGUCUUGGUUAUCUGUUCAUGAUACUCAGCUUCAUAUCGAGGGCGAUGCGGUCGAAGACGCUCGAACACCUGUUCUUGGAACGGCUCAAGCAAACCCAUUCGAAAAUCUGGCACCAGUUCACCAAGGACGUCGUUUACAUCAGACGCGUGCUCAAUGAGUCAUACCUGUUGAAGUUUAAACCGGUGUACAAGAAAGAGGCGCUAUCACGCGAUCAACCGCUGAGGCGGAGCCGGAGCGCGCCGAACCUGACUGAGUGGCCAGUGUUGUGCAAGGUACCRGUGGCAGCUCCUGUGACGCGCCGGACGUCCGACGACGAGGAUGAGGAGACGGUGCGCCAGCGGUUCGAGAAGCACCGGAUGAAACGCCGGCGGGCMCUGUCGCAGAACAAAAUGCGAUCKCUGCUCCGGCGCACCAAGGCCACGUCCGARAUCGACUUGGCGCACAUCGACAAAGAGGCCACGUUCGGCGCCGACAUAGCGUCUUACGAGAUCCUGUCYCGGGUGGUCGACGCGCUGGAGACGGCCGUUCCCAACCAGCAGGGUGAGCACCAGCAACCCACCCAUCACCAUCACAUGCAUCCAGAUGUUACAAAUUCGAGCAAGAAAAAAGCGAUGUCGUUCUCGGAGGGUGUGCAAGGGUUCACGAAACAGGACAUUCUGGCCAGCGAAAAGAACGAAUGGACAGUCGGCGGCGACAUGCUGAACAGGGAAAACCCUUUCGGGGCCAAACACAGGAAUUCGUAUUUCGAGUACGACACGUGGGGUGGAGGAGCAGACGACCAAAAUUUUAAAAAAUUCAACGAUUACACGAAACACGGCAAUGGUGGCCAGAACAAGCCGCGGGUACCGAAGCUGCGUCGCAUGUCAGCGGCCGCGUUCAACUUUCUGUCCAACAACAUCGCACCAAAGUGGUUUGCCGAGAAGUUGGCCGACGGCAGUGGUGGCGGCGGCGGUGGUCAUUCCUGGAACAACGAUCCCAGACAUAGACUGUCUCUGAACGACGACCAGGGUUACGGUUACGGGUCUACGACGUCUACAUACAACGGUACGGCGCCGAUCAACCGCAGCAGCGUACCGGUGCAGUAUCACCACCGCUGGUCACACGGUCCGCAAGUGGUGCACGACCCGCAUGUGUACGGAUCGUCGGCACCCGAACACCCGCGACACCGGCGGCUGUCCAGUCCGGACCCGGUGCUCGCGCACUGCGCCAACACCAUCGCCGUGGCUGACUUUUUGAUGACGUUGCAACGGUCACUGGACAGUUCGUCCGUCACCGGAAAACAGCCACCGCUGUCGUCCGGAACGCACCAUGUCACCAACCGGCCGGUGGUAACCGGCGGCGGAUUUGCUUCCGUUAUCCGGCACGAACGUCGGUCACCGCUUUUCACGUUGUUCCAGGACCGGCCGCGGCGGUCGUCCGGCGAAUCGUGGCAGUACUCGUCGCUGACGUCCAUCGUAUCGUCCACGUCGUCUACGGUAACCAACGCGACGACGACGCCGGCCACCGACGCCGGUACCAUAAACGCGGUCCACGAACAGCCUGCGGUAGCAGCCACCGCGAGGAGGUCGAAGAAGAAGCGCACCAGACGGUUCUCGAUAAGGCCGACAGUGGGAACGACCGAACCAAACGGAAGUGUCCGGUGUUGGACGACGACCGAAACCAACAACACCACCACCUGUGGUACCGCCGACGACUCCGCCCUCAAAGGAAGAGUAGGUGCACCGGGGCAGGGUGCAGGACAUAUAGGAGCCGGCGCAGGAGAUUUCCGGCUGAACAUCGAAGACUGACG
Diuraphis noxia (Russian wheat aphid) is the source of this 3135-nucleotide messenger RNA. It is a transcript of the gene Ork1, whose product is annotated as open rectifier K[+] channel 1. Gene Ontology annotation, molecular function: potassium ion leak channel activity; outward rectifier potassium channel activity. Gene Ontology annotation, biological process: stabilization of membrane potential; potassium ion transmembrane transport. The record is from RefSeq and is a predicted model, not a curated record. Lineage: Eukaryota; Metazoa; Arthropoda; Insecta; Hemiptera; Aphididae. Gene Ontology annotation, cellular component: plasma membrane.